UUUGUUCCCCACCUACCAGCAUAAUGGUACAGUCCGGUUGUAACCUUUGACCCUUCAUGUCCAUCUAAGAGUUUCGCGCGUUUCUUCAGAUAUUUUCGGACUUUACGAAGAAACGUUCGUGUAAUAAGUUACGAAAUUGAAGGAGUGGGUCAGUAAUACCUCCUAUUUCGUACAGGAAGGACUGGUGCACGUUCCAAAGUGAGAGCCAUGUCAUCAGCAAGCGUGUGUACGCAAUGUGGGAGUAACAACAUCCAACUGGACCCGCACUUCUGCUUGGAGCAGCAGAUUUGUACCGACUGUGGGUUCGUCUUGGAGGAGGGGAGCUUUCAGAAUGAUCCGACCCGUGCGUUUCAAUCACAACAGUCGCAAAUCGCCCUCCCGCUAAAGUACCGCCAGCAUAACAAUUUCCGGGAGCACGUCUCGAAGGCGCGAAGAGAUGGAGCACUUAGAGUGGAAGAGAUUUCUGCCAUGUUGCGCGUCACGUCAGACGUCAUGGUGGAAGAGGCGAAAACAUUGUUCACUCAAGCGUUCAACCUGAAGGUGCUCAACAAGGCGAAAAGGGAGAAAAAACGCGUGCUGCCCGGAUGUGUCGUGUACAUCGUGUGUCGACAGCACGAUUGGCCCAUCCUUUUGUCCGACAUGUGGGACCUGCUACAAUGCAGAGAUUCAGUCUUCUACAGCGUGUACAAAGUCAUACUAGCGGAGCUGGAUAUCACCAUCACAGUGCCAGAGAUAGAGACGGUUGUGCCCUCUGUUAUUCAAAAGUGUGGCUUUACAUUCGAUCUUAGUGAUGAACAGAUGAAAGCAGUCACUCAAAUUGUGUGCCUUGCGAAGAACACGUGGAUUACUUGCGGACGCCGGUAUGACCCGAUCAUAAUAGCGUCAGUUUUCCUCGUGUGGAAGGCCGAAGACUACGCCAAGAGGAAGAAGACGAGCAUCCCAAAGUUCUGUCGGCAAAUCAAAUUUGGUACCCAAGUUCUGCCCAUGGUACGGUCUCGUGUUCAAGAAUUUGAGGGGCUUUUCUUAAAGCUUGUCUCAGAAAUUCCUUGGGUUGAAACAGGACAGAUCGACAAGAAAAACAUCGUCUGCUACCUCUCGGACAUUCUGAGGUAUGAAAAGACGCUGCUCGCAGGAAAAUACGGUGACUCAGACCUGGAAAGCGACGAUGAAGAAAGAGAACUACAGGAGAAGAUUCUUCCACCGAGUAUGACAAACCGGAAGCCCAAAUCAGAUGUACGGGACACUGACAGUAUGACAAGCAAAGUUUCUGUUGCAGUGUCAUAUUCCACAGAGCUGGAUGAGAAUGAUAUACCAGACUCAGAACUGCACAAGUACAUCAGGAGCACCAAAGAAGUCAUGAUGGUAGAGGAUGCCCAAAAAUCUGCCCAAGAAUAUGAGGAAGAAAAUCCUCUCAAGAGAAAGGAUUCCAGCAGCAGCCGCAAGACGCGCAAAAGGAAAAUAUCAGAUGUUGAAAACACUCCUUGAAGAGAAGAACUUUAAAUGUUUGAUUGAUCUGUCAAACUUUUGUCAAAGUAGAAGGAUUUGCAGUACUAACAAAUUUGAAGAUAUUUCUUUAUUGACACGUAAUGUUGGAGGAUGAUGUAACGAAUACAAACAUGCAGUGAAUAAAACAAGUCUUGGACAACAAA
Molecule: messenger RNA, 1649 nt
Organism: Branchiostoma floridae (Florida lancelet)
Lineage: Eukaryota; Metazoa; Chordata; Leptocardii; Amphioxiformes; Branchiostomatidae
Product: transcription factor IIIB 50 kDa subunit-like
Exons: 2
Coding region: 208-1485 (425 amino acids)
Biological process (GO): transcription by RNA polymerase III; DNA-templated transcription initiation; transcription preinitiation complex assembly
Cellular component (GO): transcription factor TFIIIB complex; transcription preinitiation complex; nucleus
Molecular function (GO): RNA polymerase III type 3 promoter sequence-specific DNA binding; RNA polymerase III general transcription initiation factor activity
Source: RefSeq, a predicted model, not a curated record